This is a messenger RNA of Phoenix dactylifera (date palm), 2415 nucleotides long. RefSeq lists its product as uncharacterized. Gene Ontology annotation, biological process: UDP biosynthetic process. NCBI's taxonomy places the organism in Eukaryota, Viridiplantae, Streptophyta, Magnoliopsida, Arecales, Arecaceae. The record is from RefSeq and is a predicted model, not a curated record. Gene Ontology annotation, cellular component: cytoplasm. Gene Ontology annotation, molecular function: ATP binding; UMP kinase activity.
UCUGGAGAGAGGGAGAUAGAGAGUAUGGUCGGCGGUGCGUAUUGCGUUGCGGGGCCCCACCCCCUGGAAACGUGUGAGGUGCUACUUAACGGAGACGUCACCUCCCGUCACGGUUCUGUAGAUAAUAAGUCACGGGCGGUUCCUACCGUCACGCAUUUAAGCGGCCUCCCGUGGACGAUCCGGCUCCUCCCUACUAACGUCGUCUGCUUCCCGUCCCGUUGCGUCUCCCCUCCGCCUGGUUCGGAUCCGGAAACCCUAACCCUAACCCUAACGCCGCCACCGUCCCCAUGGCAUCUUGCGAUGACGACUUCGCCCUCCUCGGGGACGAAGCGCAGUCCCAGCCGACGCCGCCGCCGCAGCACCAGCAGCAGCAGGCGGGCGCUUUCGUGGCGGCCCACCGCUACGUGACGAAGGGCCCGCUCCACAUCUCGUCCCGCCCCCUUGCCCCCCUCGCCACCAUCGCCAGCCCCAAGAAGGGGGUCGCCGGUGUGGGCGGCGCCGGCCACGAGGACCCCGAGGACUUCGGUGAGGCCUUCGGCCAGACCGACGCCUCCAAUCGCCCCGGGGGCGCCCCCGCCUUUCCGGAGGUCAGCCCCCCCCCGCACCACCACCACCACUGCUUCGCCGACGAUGCCAACCCCUUCGGCUCCCCGCAGCCCGACGACGACAACGAUGACGUCGACAACAACCCCGAGCACAAGUCCCGCGGGGCCGCCACGUCCUCCGUCCACCUCCACCCGCACCAACACCACGGCCCGCCUCCGGCCUCCCGGCUGGACCCCAAGCGCAAGGACCGGGACGAUCUCAGCGACGGCGAGUCGCCCUACUGCUACAACAGCGCGGCCAAGAAGGGCCGACACAUGUCCUCCUCGGGGGACUACCGCAAGGACCGGGAGGAGUGGAGCGACACGGCCAUCGGCAGCCUCCUGGACGCGUACACGGAGAGGUACGUGCAGCUGAACCGGGGGAACCUCCGGGGGAGGGACUGGGAGGACGUGGCCACCCUUGUCAGCGACCGCUGCGACAAGCAGAAGGCCGGCAAGAGCGUGGAGCAGUGCAAGAACAAGAUCGACAACCUAAAGAAGCGCUACAAGGUCGAGUGCCAGCGACUCAGCAGCGGUGGCCUCGCCGUCAGCCACUGGCCCUGGUUCAAGAAGAUGGAGCAGAUUGUCGGCUCCUCAUCCUCCUUGAAGGCUCUUGCCGAUGAAGACACGUCCGGAGCCAUAGGUGGCUCCGCUGUGGUCACGAGGCAGAUGAAAAGAUACUCACUUGUUGCUUCUGGCCACGUAAACUUAACAAAUAACUCAAAAAUGAAAUCAUUAACAAAUCCAAGGUGGAAGAGAGUGGUUUUGAAAAUUAGUGGUGCUGCAUUGGUUGGGGCAGGUCCCCAGAAUGUUGACCCAAAGGUAACCAUGCUGAUUGCAAGGGAAAUUGCAAUGGCUAGCCGUGUUGGCGUAGAGGUGGCAGUUGUUGUUGGAGGUAAAAAUUUCUUUUAUAGCGAUACCUGGGUAGCUGCAACUGGCAUUGAUAGAGCUACAACAUACCAAAUAAGUAUGAUGGCAUCGGUAAUGAAUGCUCUAUUGCUUCAAGCAUCAUUGGAGAAGAUUGGCAUUGAAACACGUGUACAGACUGCAUUAAUGAUGCAAGAGAUUGCAGAACCAUACAUAAGGCGACGCGCUAUCCGUCAUCUUGAAAAAGGAAGAGUCGUUAUAUUUGGUGGAAUUGGGGCUGGGACAGGAAAUCCACUUUUCAGCAAUGACACGGCAGCUGCCCUGAGAGCUUCUGAAAUUAAUGCAGAUGUUGUUCUAAAAGGUACUACCGCAGAUGGUGUUUAUGAUUGUCAUUCCAGAAACAGCAAUAAUGUUGCAUUUGAGCACAUUUCAUUCAGGGAGUUAGUUUCCAGAGGCUUUACUGCCAUGGAUAUGACAGCAAUUACAUUCUGUGAAGAGAAUAACAUUCCAGUUGUUCUCUUUAAUCUUCUAGAACCUGGAAACAUUUCAAGGGCACUAUGUGGAGACCAAGUCGGUACAUUAGUUGACCAGUCCGGGCGAAUAAGCUGAUGAGUUAUAAUGCUUUGCCUACAAAACGGUGCCAAACCUUGGAGAUCUAUGUGACAUCAAACCUCUUUUUAAAACGAGUUCAUUUCAUGCUUCAACUUUAGUCUGCACUUUUGCUUAAGUGGGGCUUCGCCAAUCCGAUGCUUGUGUCAGAGGAGGCCGGCAACUAUUGAGGUGUCUAUCCUUGUAUAAUGUGAUAGCUAGGAUUUAAUUAAAUAACAGAAAAAAUUAAUAGAAAUAUGGUGAACGAAAUGCUAUAGUUAUAUUGGACAUUAAAUGUACAAAAUUGUGAUAUAUUUGUCUAACAUGAUUGUUUCAUAAAAAACUACUAUUUAUUAAGAUUUAUAUAGCGCAAAAA